This is a messenger RNA of Cannabis sativa, 408 nucleotides long. RefSeq names its product histone deacetylase HDT2-like. Lineage: Eukaryota; Viridiplantae; Streptophyta; Magnoliopsida; Rosales; Cannabaceae. The coding region runs from base 1 to 408 and encodes 135 amino acids. The transcript has a single exon. The record is from RefSeq and is a predicted model, not a curated record.
AUGGUGAAAAAAACCCAAAACCCCCUUCCUCAGACCAAUGUCCAAGCAGCCAAAGGAAGAGAGGAAGCCUUUGUUGUAGGUGGUGGUCACCUUGAUAACCUCAACCAACCAGAAGAACCCCUUGAGGAAAAUAAUAAAGAAAACCCCAACGAUGAAGAUAACCAUGACGGGUACUAUGAGGACGGACGGGGAGGUGGUUAUGACGUGGAGGAGGAAGACACGGUUGAUCCAAACGACCAAGAUGAUCAAGAAAAUAUGGAGGAGGACCUUCCAAAAGAUCCUGAAGUAAUGCAACUAAGACAGAAAGUCUUAGACCAAGAAGCGAAGAUGGUUGAACAAAAAGAGGCCACACCAAAUGCAAGAGAGAUUGAUCCAGCUUCAAGCCCUCAUUGCAUCAAGAGGUCUUAA